ACUUUUAUUGCGAAACGCUGCGUAAUCUUUAUGAUUUUGCGGGAUUUUGGACCUCAUUUUUGACUGUUUUAACCACGGUAAUGCUCAGAAAUCCGUUAUUCUUUUGUUUAGCCAUGUUGCAGGCACGACAGUUGAAGGCAGAUUCACUGCGUGUUAGCUUUACGCUAUAUUAGCCUUGGAGUCAGAAAGGCUAACAACCAAUGUUAGCUAAUUUUGCUACAUUGGUGGCAUUUAAGACACAUUCAUGUUAGACCUCUGCGUUAGACGCAAACUUUGGGAUUUAGCGUUAACAGCGUAUUGUACCCAGGCACGUUAACUCGGUUAACGUUAACUAACGUUAAUACUAAAAGUCGUAACGUUAGCUAACUGUUAGAUCGAAAUUGUGGAUAUCCCGAAAAUGAUCUUUCUGUCUUUCCCUUUAAAAUAACAUGUCUGCUUGGCUGCUGCACUGAGGUGGUUGGCUGCUACAAAUUGCACCCCAAUAAUGACAAUACAUUCCCAUCAAAACAUUUGUACAUUUUAACUUCUGCUGUUCUGAGUGAGUAUACUUUGAGGUGCAGAAAUUCAAACCACCACCAGAUGUCACCCUUAUGCCUCUUAAUGGAUGAAUGAAUACCUCACCUGUUGUCCCUUUAUUGUCCCUAGAUUUGCAAACAGGGUGUCAUCAUGUGAACAUGUCUUCAUUAGUGGCAUACGAAGAUUCAGAGUCAGAGGAUGAUUGUCUCGAUCAAACGGAGGAGGUAAUAUCAGCCUCUAUCCAAACUGGAUCUUGUGAGCAAAACCAAGAAGUCAGGCUGUGUAGUUUUACACCUGACCCUGACAGGUCAGUGUUGGACUAUCAUGGAAAAAGAAGCAGCUCUUUACUACACCCACAUUCACAGCCACAGAGCUGGUUUGACUGGGAAAGCAAAUAUUGCCGUGACGGGACAGCACAAGAAAAGCAUUUAAGAGAUGCUGCCGCUCCUCUGAGUUUACCUGCGACUCAGGGGCACAUCUCACCACCGCAGACUCUUCCUAACAUGCCACAAAGUUCCGCCGAUGGGUUGAACCCAGCAAAAAGAAACCACACUGUCCGGCCCGGUGUCAGACCGUACGUCCCUAAAAGACAGAGACUUGCCACUUCAGUAGGGACAGUGGACCUAAAGUACCCAGCAGAGCAAGUCCCAGGGAAUGUGACCAGGGAAAGCCAAAUUCUUUCAGAUGUGUCGGCGAGAGUGAAGCCCUAUCUUGCCCACAAGCCCGGCGCUUCGGGGAUACCGAGGAGGCUUCUGAUUAGCCUGGCAGGCCACCAGGGUCCGGUCAACACGGUGCGAUGGUGUCCUGUGCCUCAUCUCAGUCAUCUGCUGCUGUCCGCCUCCAUGGACAAGACUUUCAAGGUGUGGGAUGGAGCGGAGAGCGGGCGAUGCCUGAGGGUUUACACCUGCCAUUCGGGAGCUGUGCGUGACGCCCGUUGGACCCCCUGCGGCCGGCAGCUUCUCUCUGGCUCCUUUGACAACAUGGCUGUGAUCACAGACGUAGAGACGGGGCAGCAGGUAGUGAAAUUGGACAACCAGUUCAAAGUCAUGCGCGUGGUCCCGCAUCCCAGCAACCCAGAGGUAUUCCUGUGCGGUGGCCACAGUUCAACGGUCAAGGCCUGGGACUCUCGCAGCUGCAAGGUGGUGAAAGUGUACAAGGCAGGGAUCCAGCAGACCCUGGACAUGCUGUUUCUGAGAGGUGGUGUGGACUUCAUAACGAGCUCUGACUGCGUGAGCAGAGACUCUGCCGACCGCACCCUCAUCGCCUGGGACUACCAGACCACAGCCAAGGUCUCCAACCAGAUCUACCAGGAGCGAUACACGUGCCCCAGCCUGGCUCUCCACCCACUGGAGGAGUCUUUUGUUGCUCAGACUAAUGGGGACUACAUGGCAGUGUUCUCCUCCCAGCAGCCCUAUAGAAUGAACAAGAGGCGGCGAUACGAAGGACACAAGGUUGAGGGAUACGCGGUGCAGUGUGAGUUUUCUCUGGAUGGAACUAUCCUGGCCUCAGGGAGCUCCACCGGCUCCGCUCACUUCUACGAUUACCACAAUGCUCGUAUUCUGCACACUCUCCACGCCCACAGCCAGCCCUGCCUGUGCGUUUCUCAGCAUCCCAUCCUGCCCGCGACUGCGGCCACCUGCGACUGGGCCGGUGAGAUCAAGGUCUGGCACUGAGGACUGUGAAUGAACACGUAAAUAUGGACUGAAAAAGACCAAGAGAAGAUUAUAUGGAAGUAAAACCUUGUGUGCACAUCCAUCUGAAAGACUUAAUCUCCCAUAAUCUCUGUGCAUAAAAUGAUAAGAACUGGGCAAAACAAACCUCUCUAUGGUGUAAAUGUUUUUGUAAGCAUGUCCUUCUUAUUUGUCUAAUGGUUUUAACAUCCUGACAGGGAAAGAUACACUGCGUGAGAUAAACAGAAGUAUGAUUACAGCUCAAAGAGUGAACUAUUGUGAAGUGGUAGGCGGUAGCAGUUUAGGUGCGCACGCGCACACACACAAAUAACUUUAAUGAGUUUUGUAAUCAACUUUCACUCUAAAAACAGCAUGGGACUUCAACAUCAUGCUCUUGAAGUUUUUGUCAAAACAAAAAUAAAAAAUCUCUUCAGGCA
Messenger RNA from Anarrhichthys ocellatus (wolf-eel), 2623 nucleotides. It is a transcript of the gene wdr25, whose product is annotated as WD repeat domain 25. The coding region runs from base 609 to 2189 and encodes 526 amino acids. The record is from RefSeq and is a predicted model, not a curated record. Gene Ontology annotation, molecular function: protein binding. NCBI's taxonomy places the organism in Eukaryota, Metazoa, Chordata, Actinopteri, Perciformes, Anarhichadidae. The transcript is spliced from 6 exons.